AUGCGAGAAUGUGACCACGAAAAUGUCGUGAAAUUAUUUGACCUACAAGAGAUCAAAGGUGUGAUGUCUGAACAAAAAGUUCUGGUUAUGGAAUAUUGCGAUUGUAGUAAUCUUCAAAAUUUGAUUGAUUUGAAGCCAUUGGGGCUAGAUGCGAUUGAUUUUCUUCACUUUUUUCAACAUUUAACCAGUGCAAUUAAACAUUUGCAUGAUCGUAACAUUGUGCAUCGAGAUGUGAAGCCAGAUAAUAGUUUACUUGCUCAUCACGAAGGUCAAAUUAUAUUUAAAUUGGCCGAUUUUGGUGCAGCACGCUUUUUGAAGCCGCAUGAAUCAUACGGUUCAUUGUAUGGCACGUUCGAAUAUUUGCAUCCAGACAUUUUCGCAAAAUUCUAUGCGCAUGAUUUAAAUUUCCUACCACCAAAACAAGCAUUUAAUUACAAUCAUGAACUUUGGUCUCUGGGUGUGACCAUUUUUGAAGCAGCGACAGGACAUUUACCGUUCGAACCGAAAGAAGGUCGCACUAAUCCAAAAAAAAUGUAUCACAUGAUCGCCGAUAGCUGUGCCAUAUUCGUAUCUUAA
Sitodiplosis mosellana (orange wheat blossom midge) is the source of this 576-nucleotide messenger RNA. RefSeq names its product inhibitor of nuclear factor kappa-B kinase subunit epsilon-like. The record is from RefSeq and is a predicted model, not a curated record. Gene Ontology annotation, molecular function: protein serine/threonine kinase activity; ATP binding. The transcript has a single exon. Gene Ontology annotation, biological process: peptidyl-serine phosphorylation. Bases 1 to 576 code for a protein of 191 amino acids. Lineage: Eukaryota; Metazoa; Arthropoda; Insecta; Diptera; Cecidomyiidae. Gene Ontology annotation, cellular component: cytoplasm.